Messenger RNA from Erythranthe guttata (spotted monkey flower), 1282 nucleotides. RefSeq names its product Metallo-hydrolase/oxidoreductase superfamily protein. Lineage: Eukaryota; Viridiplantae; Streptophyta; Magnoliopsida; Lamiales; Phrymaceae. The record is from RefSeq and is a predicted model, not a curated record.
UCAAAUCUGGAAAUAACACUCGGAUCGUCAUCUUCCACAGUAUAACUUGCAUUUCUCUGUGAAAACCUCAUAUGGCUGUACCUCUGGCUUUGGGUUUUGUACGUCCGGUCACCACUCCAUUGCUCCGUUUAACUCGCUUCGCAAAUCCGUUUCUUCUCUCUAGAAAUCAUCAAAUUUCCGCUUCGAGAAAUGCUUCCUCUGCCUUCAAUCGUAUCAUCCAAGCUUCUCUUCAUUCCAGUUCUGCGGGUGAUUCAGUUGGAGCAAAAGAAAACGUCGGCCAAUCUGAAAUCAUUUUCAUAGGAACUGGUACUAGUGAAGGGAUUCCGCGUGUGAGCUGCCUCACUAAUCCUGAUAAGACAUGUCCGGUUUGCUCCAAAGCUGUAGAACCGGGUAACAAAAAUAGGAGACUUAACACGAGCCUUCUCGUUCGCUUCCCCAGGCCAUCUGGAAAAUGCAACAUUCUUAUUGAUGCUGGCAAGUUUUUCUAUCAUAGUGCUCUGACAUGGUUUCCGGCUUACGGGAUAAGAACAAUUGACGCGGUUAUUAUUACUCAUUCUCAUGCUGAUGCAAUUGGAGGUUUGGAUGAUUUACGUGAUUGGACAAACAAUGUUCAGCCUUCUGUUCCAAUAUAUACAGCAGAGCGUGAUUUUGAGGUGAUGAAGAAAACUCACUAUUAUAUAAUAGACACAAGCGACGUCACACCUGGUGCUGCAGUUUCGGACUUGCAAUUUAACAUAAUACAAGAGAAACCGUUCCUAGUACAUGAUCUUCAGUUUACUCCUUUACCAGUGUGGCAUGGCCGCGGGUAUCGUUCUUUAGGUUUUCGUUUCGGCAAUAUUUGUUACAUUAGUGAUGUUAGUGACAUUCCAGAAGAUACUUACCCUCUUCUCGAAAACUGUGAAAUCCUUAUUAUGGAUGCACUAAGACCUGAUCGAUCUUCGGCAACUCAUUUCGGACUUCCAAGAGCCUUAGAGGAAGUUCGAAAAAUCCAACCGAAAAGAACACUAUUCACUGGUAUGAUGCAUUUGAUGGAUCACGAGAAAAUAAGCGAAGAUCUGAUGAAGUUGAAGGAGACUGAAGGGCUCGAUAUACAACUCAGUUACGACGGGCUUCGUGUACCGAUAAGUCUAUAGCCUCUCGUCUUAUUCAAACUUCUUUCAAAUCAAUUUUUGCCCAUUGAUACAUACAGUUAUGGUAAAUCUAUCUAAACUUAAACUUAUAUAUAUCACAUACUUAAUAUUCAUUUCCUUCUCAAGUUUCGGAUUCAUAUUUCCGUACGAUA